CUUACCUGGCGGCAUCCAGAGCCCACCUUCAGCAAGUAGCCUUCCUCCACCUGGCUCCCAGGGGGCGCUAGUUGGGAGCCGGGGUUAUCAUGUCACAGAAAAACUGUAUGAACUUCGUGGCCAAGGACCAGAUUUGGAAGGAUCACCUUGCAACAGAAGUUGAAGCUGCACGGAAAUGGCCAAAACAAUGGGGAUUUCUCACCAUACCAAUUGAAGAGCUGUUAAAAGAUGAAGAGAAACAACCACCUAAGCCUAAGAUUCCACUUCCAGAACACUUACAAAUCCGACCUGUGACACCAGUGGAAAAAUACUGCCAUUUCCCCCAGUGGCUGGAGGAACUUAACUCUGUAGGCUGGAGAUCAGUCGUAACACCAGACCCCAUUGGCACCCCUCCCACAUCACCUGCCCCAAGCCCACUUACUUCAUGGUCUCUACUUUUGGUGAUACAGCCGUCUCCUCCCGUCCCUCAAACAACUCAGGGGUUUAUCGGCUGGAGAUCAACGGUACCAGGGCUGGAACUUGAACGCUAUUAUCAGAUCAAAAGCUGUAAGGGUGCUUUUCACAAGGACUUGAAGUGGCCCAACGAACCCACCGAUUAACCUUGAGAGAUAACGUCUAGUUUUCUCUUUCCCUCUCUUUCUUUAACGCAGGCACCUUCCCCAUUUGAUGGGGGGGGGGGGGGAAACAACACCAAAAUAAGUUUGUGUCUCAUUUCUGCAGUGCCUUUGCUUAAAGUUCACCAGGUCUCACGACUACCCUAUUAAAAAUGUCAGCAUGUGA
Molecule: messenger RNA, 780 nt
Organism: Sphaerodactylus townsendi
Lineage: Eukaryota; Metazoa; Chordata; Lepidosauria; Squamata; Sphaerodactylidae
Gene: CIMIP1
Product: linkage group 05 C20orf85 homolog
Exons: 5
Coding region: 90-599 (169 amino acids)
Source: RefSeq, a predicted model, not a curated record